AUCAUUGAGUUGCAGAAUGAUUUUGAAAUUGAUUUGCGUCGUCAGCUUCAGAGGCAGUCUGCAGCACAUAGUGAUCAUUUGCAGCAAACAUUGCAAGAACAAGCUGGAAGUCUCGAAGAAAAAUGGUCACAUGAAACCGCAAACCGAAUUAGUGAGCUAGAAAAGAAACAUCAUUUGGAGUUAAAGGCUGUAUUAUCUCGUUUGCACGGAAUUGAGCAUGCCAUCGUAGAAAAAUCUGAAUUACUACAAAAAGGCAAACAAGCUCAGGAGUUGUGGCUAGCUUGCCAGUCUCUAGAUGCAGCUUUAAGUACUGACGUAACGGAUAAUAUUACUUGUCCUCUCAAGGAGCAUUUUCUUACUGUGGAAAAACUUCUUGAUGAUGAACCAUUAGCAAAUAUAGUGCUGCAAAUUAUUCCAAAAGUUGCAAUUGAGCGUGGCGUAUAUACUGAGGAGGGAUUGAUGCAACGAUUUGUUCGCGUUAAGAAAAUAGCCCAAAGGGUUAAUCUUGUUGGUGAAGAAAGAGUCGGUUUAUUGACUUAUGCAUUAUCUUAUUUUCAGUCUAUACUCAUGUUAAAUGUCAAGCCUAAUUUAGAUGUUAAGGAAAUUAAUCCCAAAGAUAUGGAUACUUACAAAUUACUUGCGUAUGCAGAUCAUUAUCUUUUCCACGGGGAAUUAGAACAAGCAGUGCGAUUUGUCAAUCAAUUACGAGGUGAGCCGAGGCGAGUUGCAAGUGAUUGGCUCCGCGAAGCGCGAUUAUUGUUAGAAACUCGUCAAGCUGUUAAUAUUAUAAAGCAGUUAUCUACUACAUACGGAAUGCGCUCCUUAUAA
Messenger RNA from Trichoplax adhaerens, 828 nucleotides. RefSeq lists its product as uncharacterized. The annotation marks the transcript as partial. The record is from RefSeq and is a predicted model, not a curated record. Gene Ontology annotation, cellular component: MICOS complex. Gene Ontology annotation, biological process: cristae formation. Lineage: Eukaryota; Metazoa; Placozoa; Uniplacotomia; Trichoplacea; Trichoplacidae. The transcript has a single exon.